AUUCCAAAAGGGACAACGUCUCCCAGUGUAAACAGCAGCACCUUGAGCAGCAGUACUUCCCCACCUGCCCCCGAGCAGCUCCGCUAUGAGAACAUGAGUGGAUCCUGUGUUAAAUCUCCCUACUUGCCUGGACCCAGGAUGGUCCUGUACACCGUGUUUGGCUGUGGGGCUGUGCUGGCAGUGUUUGGAAACCUCCCGGUGAUGAUUUCAGUCCUGUAUUUCAAGCAACUGCACUCUUCAACCAAUUUUCUCAUUACCUCCCUGGAGUGCGCUGACUUUUUGGUUGGAGUUACCGUGAUGCCCUUCAGUAUGAUCAGGUCAGUGGUGAGCUGCUGGUACUUUGAGGAUACUUUUUGUACUUUCUACAUGUGCUGUGAUGUGGCAUUCUGCUACUCUUCUCUUUUCCACUUGUGCUUCAUAUCCAUGGACAGGUACAUUGCUGUUACUGACCCUCUGGUCUAUCCUACCAAGUUUACGGUGUCUGUGUCAGGAAUAUGCAUUGGCCUCUCCUGGAUCCUGCCAAUUGUCUACAGCGGAGCCGUAUUCUACACAGGUGUGAAUGAUGAUGGGUUGGAGGAACUUGUAAGUGCCUUCAGCUGCAUAGGUGGCUGUCAAAUCGCUGUAAAUCAAGGCUGGGUUUUGGUAGAUUUUCUGUUAUUCUUCAUACCUACUCUUGUUAUGAUAAUUCUUUACAGUAAGAUUUUUCUUGUGGCUAGAAAACAGGCUAAAAAGAUUGAAAAUUGUAAUAGCAAAGCAGAGUCUUCAUCUGGAACUUACAAAGCCAGAGUGGCCAAGAGAGAGAGAAAAGCAGCUAAAACUCCGGGGGUCACAUUGGUAGUGUUUUUGAUUUCAUGGUUACCUUAUAUGAUUGACUCAGUUUUUUAUUCUUUUUUGGGCUCUAUGACCCCUUCCUAUGUCUAUGAAAUAUUUUGCUGGUUCACUUAUUAUAACUCUACUCUAAAUCCUUUGAUUUAUGCUGUAUUUUACCCUUGGUUUAGGAGAGCAAUAAAACUUAUUUUAACUGGAGAAAUAUUAAAAGACAGUUCCUCAACCAUAAAUUUAUUUCCUAAAAAAGCCUGAAUUUGAA
Messenger RNA from Loxodonta africana (African savanna elephant), 1087 nucleotides. Its product is annotated as trace amine-associated receptor 6-like. The record is from RefSeq and is a predicted model, not a curated record. Gene Ontology annotation, cellular component: membrane. Gene Ontology annotation, biological process: G protein-coupled receptor signaling pathway. The annotation marks the transcript as partial. Gene Ontology annotation, molecular function: trace-amine receptor activity. NCBI's taxonomy places the organism in Eukaryota, Metazoa, Chordata, Mammalia, Proboscidea, Elephantidae. The transcript has a single exon.